Messenger RNA from Gadus morhua (Atlantic cod), 5301 nucleotides. RefSeq names its product rap1 GTPase-activating protein 2. Gene Ontology annotation, biological process: regulation of small GTPase mediated signal transduction. The transcript has 24 exons. Bases 507 to 2612 code for a protein of 701 amino acids. The record is from RefSeq and is a predicted model, not a curated record. Gene Ontology annotation, molecular function: GTPase activator activity. NCBI's taxonomy places the organism in Eukaryota, Metazoa, Chordata, Actinopteri, Gadiformes, Gadidae. Gene Ontology annotation, cellular component: cytoplasm; plasma membrane.
CACUAUAUCUCUCCUUGUACUCUUCUCCAUUGGCUUGUUCUCCACUCCUUCCUUCUCAUACCCCUGGAGGUAGUGAGCGAGCGAGAGAGGGGGGAGGGCUACAAGAUUAUAGCGCAUUACUUGCACACACACGCACACACCACACACACAAAUACAUACACAAAUCAACACAUACACAGAGCGAGAGACAGAGAGUAAGAGAGAGAGCUAUGAGAGGUAGUUAAAGACAGUGGCGUUCAGAGUACUAGAUAUAUGUAUAGAGAGAGAGAGAGAGAGAGAGAGAGAGAGAGAGAGAGAGAGAGAGAGAGAGAGAGAGAGAGAGAGAGAGAGAGAGAGAGAGAGAGAGAGAGAGAGAGAGAGAGAGAGCAAGAGAGUGUCGAGAGAGAGCAAGAGAGAGUCGAGAGAGAGUGAGAGAGCAGCACAGUGAAACAGCGAGAGAGUGAGCAUCACCGUAUAUUUGUUUUCUUUUGAGGAGAGCAGGCUGCUCAGUUACCGACGGCAACGCGAUGCCGCACAACCAAUGCAAACAGGAGCUGUUGACCAUUUCUAAUGUCCCUCUGACCGCCUGCCCUCCAUCUCCCCCACGAACGGCCCCCCCCACCAUGAAGACAGCCCAUUUCUUUGACUUGAUGGACAAGAUGGAGCAGGUGCCAGAGCUGCCAGAGAUGAAGACAAUCCCAUCGAGACAGAAGGAUGACUACAUCCCUUAUCCCAGGAUAGAGGAGGUGUUGGAGAGGGGCGGGCCUUACCCGCAGGUGAUCCUCCCCGAGUUCGGCGGCUACUGGAUCGAGGAGCCGCGGGAGGGGGGGCCCGGUGUCGGCCCCCAGGCCUCCGUCGAGACACGCCCCGAGGCCGGGGAGCUGGAGGAGGGCGGAGGAGGAGGAGGAGGAGGAGGAGGAGAUGGAGGAGGAGGAGGAGAGGGAGGAGAUGGAGGAGAUGGAGGAGAAGAGAGGGAUGCUUACGGGUAUCACCUGGAGGACGUGAACGACGCGGCGCGGGCGUAUCGCAAACACUUCCUGGGCAGGGAGCACUUUAACUUCACAUGCACCUCCUGUAGCCACGGCAACCUGUUGCUCUCUGUGAGACACGAGGAUGUGCAGGAACAGGAAUACCUGCAUGUCAUCCUUAGGUCCCGGGCGAAGACCGUUUAUGACAGGCUGUCGCUAGGAGACCUGCCCGAGAUACCCAGCAUCCCUCAACUGGCUAAGCUCCUCUGCGAUGAUCCAGCCGGGCGCUUCAGCCCCGUUCUGUACCCCAAGGCCUCCCAGCUCAUUGUGAACUAUGAUGAGCACGAGGUGAACAACACCUUCAAGUUUGGUGUCGUCUACCAGCAGUUUGGUCAGGUGUCUGAGGAGGAGCUGUUCGGGAACAAUGAGGAGACACCUGCCUUCAGCCGGUUCCUCGCCCUCCUGGGAGACACCGUGGACCUGCAGGACUUCAAAGGGUUCCGCGGGGGUCUGGACGUGUCUCACGGCCAGACGGGCACCCAGUCCGUCUACACGGCGCACAGGGGCCAGGAGAUCAUGUUCCACGUGUCCACCAAGCUGCCGUACACCGAAGGGGACCAGCAACAGCUGCAGAGGAAACGCCACAUAGGAAACGACAUCGUGGGGCUGGUGUUCCAGGAAGAGGCUACACCUUUCGUGCCGGACAUGAUUGCCUCCAACUUUCUCCAUGCCUUCAUCCUGGUGCAGGCAGAGAAGCCCUGCGGUGAUGACACCACCUAUAAGGUGUCUGUCACAGCCAGGGAGGAUGUACCAUCGUUUGGCCCACCCCUCCCCAACCCGGCAGUCUUCAGGAAGGGCCCAGAGUUCAGAGAGUUCCUUCUCACCAAGCUCAUCAACGCAGAGACGGCGUGCUACAAGAGCGAGCGCUUUGCCCGACUAGAGGAGCGAACGCGGGCAGCUCUGCUGGAUGUUCUCCAUGACGAGCUGCUCAGGCGCACCCAGUGCAUGCUGGGAUUGAGCGUGGGUCCAGAGGAAGAGCGCGGAGAAAACGGCCACGCCCAUGGAGGGCUGCUGGAGUCCAUUAAGAGGGCCAUGCGAGGGCGCAGUGUUUCCAUGGAGACCAUGGCGAGGGGGGGCGGUGCGUUGCCCACCAGUCUGAGUGGCGGGGGUCUGGCUCACGUUGGCACAGAGGCAUCUGGUGUGAAGUCUCCAGUCAAAAGACGCUCUGGUCUGUUCCCACGUCUGCUCAGCGUCGACAGCCAGACGGAUAAACAGACCUAUCGCAGCCACCUGAGCGAGCAGCGCAGCUUUGACAGCUGCCACCUGGCCCAGGAGGCCAGGCUGGAGACGCCUCCUAGUCCCGGCUCCCCAGAAGCCCACCACAACCGGGACAGGCUCCAUGUCAAACCCAAAGACGGCAACAGAUUUUCCCCGUCCUCGUCGACCCUGGAGGACUUCAACAGCCACCACAUGGCAGAGGCAGAGAACGCUCUGCCGGUCUCCCAUCAUGCAUCGGGGCAGAGCCACUCCUCCUGUCUGACGGUGGACGGAUCCCCGGCUCCGGUCAUCAUGUGUCGUAGUCCCACAGAGCUGAAGAAAACCUCCCCCAGGUCCAACUUGAAGUUCCGUUUUGACAAGCUAAGCCACUCUUCAGCUGGACAUUAGAAGCCUCUGGUACUAUUCUUGAUGUGACGGACACCAACUCGACGAUAACACGGAAUGACGCGAGGGUCCUGAGGACGGUGCGGGUGAGGAAGAGGAUGAGGAAGACUUGGGACUGGACCAUUUUCAUUCAAGAAACGUCACCCACAUCUCAAGAAGUACAGUCAAUGUUUAUUUAUAUGUGAUCUAGUGUCUCCCAAGAGCAAUUGUACAUUGCCCACUCACACAUACACACACACGCACACAAGCACGUACACACACACACUCACGCAUGCACACACACACACACACACACACACACACACACACACACACACACACACACACACACACACACACACACACACACACACACACGCAUAGACAAACACACCUGGGAAGAGAAUGAACUUUGCACAGCUGUGACUCUCUGUCUGCCAGCGAUUGUCAUGUGAUGUUGAAAGAUGAAUUAAUUUAAUUUCGUCCAUUCCUCCUUGAAACCAUAUGAAGGUAUCCCAUUCGUCUCAGGUCAUUUGCUUCUCCCCCAUUGAUCAAAGGACAUCUUCAUUAGAGACAACCAGUGUGUGACGUACGUUUCCUGCCAAAUAAGGGACGGGCAGUUCCACACUAAUGGGAAACUCCAUUGAGUCUGACUGUGUCUACUCUGCUGAACACAUUUCGGUUUUCGAAGCUGCAAUGAAAGAAAGGGUGAACGUGGCUAGCAUUUUCUAGUACAGCACAUUUGAUAUUCUGUUGCCUUUGUUGCAAAUCCCCCCCCCCCCCUUUGUUUUAUAGCAAAUUCAUGAUUUUGGAGUACAUUACUUGAAAAAACGUAGAGUCGUGUAGGUGUCCCCCUCUAUGGUUGUAAACAGGCAACGCACUUUGUUGUGAUUUUGAUGUUAUUAAUAUUUAAUAUUUGUGUUGGUUAUUCGAUGAGUCAGUAACGUUGGAACACAUUCAUUCUGUAAUUGGUGAGCAACUAGAGCUUGUUAAAUCGUAAAAAUAAAUCGUACGCACGUUAAUAUUAUUCAUCAAAAUUAUACAAUUCUUCAUUUUUCAUUUAAUAUAAGCCGCAGACAUUAUUCGAUUGAGCAAAGCCUGAGCUGAUACCGUUGACAAGGAAUGGCAGGGCUUACAUAUGCUAUUUUACCCAUGUAUUUUCAGCCCAGUAACUGACUACCUCUCUAUACAUAGUGGAAUGGAGCCUAAUUCUGUUAAAGUGCAGUAAGAUAAAAGUAGUUGUGUCUCCUUUUUUCCAUUGGAACCUGAGCUGUAGGCUACUGUUUUAAUUCUCUCUGUAAUGCUAAGCUAUGUUACAAACCAACCCUAUCCCUAUUUCUAUGCUUUUCCCCUUGCUUAUCAGUGUACAUCUCAUGGAAUAUGUCACAAUUUGCCCAUUAUUUUGCGUUCUCUUUGCACUCAAAUACUUCUCUAGACAUGUUAGGAUAUACUUUAGGAGUUUGACCUCUCAAUCCCUUGUGAAAACUGUUCUCAUUAACCUGAUAUUGUUUUUGCACUAUAUUGGUCAUAAUUUUGUCCGGGGGUUAAACUUCAAACUUCCACCAUAGACUGUAUUAAUUCAUUCAUAAGGACUCAAAUCUCCAUUGAUCAUUCAGUCCAUUGGACCAACAUUUUCGAGUGUCAAAUCAAUUCCUUUGAGUUUUUUCUAAAUGUUGUUGGUUCAGGGGUCGUGACAGAGUGUACACCGACCGUUUGCUCUACAGCUCGGAGGACCAAAUACACACAGGUCACAGGUGUGACUUCAGCCAAACUGUCCGUUCAGUCCUGUGGCUUCUUGACCACGUAAUGUAUAAUUCAUCUGUUUCCAUCUAACAAAUUGUGACAUUGAAAUAAUUGUGGUCGUUUCCAAACAAGAGCUAUAUGAUUACUUUAGAUUCAUAUUUUUUAAAGAAUGCGCCCUGUUGGAAAUAGUUUUGAGCAAAAAGUAGCAUAACUGCCAUCUGGUGCGAGAAGGUAAGGGGUGUGAAUUGAACUGCACUGAAUGAGUACGAUGACUGUAUGUAUUCCUCUGAAAAGCCCUUUGUACAUAUAUAAACAGGAUGCUCCCUCGAGAGAUGUAUUAUGCAUAUUGUCUCAGUUGCACUGAAAGCACAAAAAAAAAUAUUUAAUAUAUAUUUCCUUCGUAAUUACACCUUUUUGUGUAAGUUAUCUGAUGUCAUGUGUACAUUGUUUUUGCAAAUUAUGAAUUAUAUUUUAAUCUAAAUCUUAAAACUCUAUGAUGUAGCAUUAAUUAUCGAAAUUGACUUAUGCAUUUAGGCUACUGUCCACGUGAUUUGGAUGAUGAAGGGACGUCGUGUUCUUGACAGCUCCAGUUAAUCAGUAGCUGUGCAUUGUUGAACAGUGUAUAAAAUGUGCCUCCAGAUACCUAUGGCUGAUGAUUGGCUGCGUAUACACCUGAGGCUUGGUGGAACCUAUACAUAUAUGCCAUUAGACAUCAUGUUCCUUUACAGGAACUCUUUAGUCCAAUAAAGGUCUAUCUGCUUCACCGUUCUAUUGCUGAAUGAAAUACAAUUAAGCACUGUAACUGUUCUUGGCAGCAUAUGUAUUUCGCUUUUUGUUAUUUCUUUACAACGUUUCUCUCUUUCGGAGAGUAGCAAAAUCUCUUCCACGUUUUGUGUUAAUUAUGCGCAUAAUACAUCAGUUAUUGUUGAAUCGAUAUCUGCUGAAUAAAAGUUAUGUAUUUUGUGUCCAA